Molecule: messenger RNA, 383 nt
Organism: Linepithema humile (Argentine ant)
Lineage: Eukaryota; Metazoa; Arthropoda; Insecta; Hymenoptera; Formicidae
Gene: mRpL33
Product: mitochondrial ribosomal protein L33
Biological process (GO): translation
Cellular component (GO): mitochondrion
Source: RefSeq, a predicted model, not a curated record
UUUCAGCAGAGGGCGCUUUACACAUUUUCAGGUUGAAUUCUAAGGUUUGAUCGUGUUGAAACUAGUAUUUAUUUAAUAUUUAUGUAUCAUAAAGUAUAUAUGAUUUUCUAAAUCAUAUAAUUGAAGAACUCUUUAGAACCAUGUUCUUAACAAAUGUGCUUUGGAAGAAAGCAAAGAGCAAAAACAUUUUAGUCAUCGUAGAAAGUGUUAUAAGUGGUCAUCAGAUGACACGUAUCCGCGAGAGAUUGGCUGACAAAUUAGAAUUUCUCUGCUUUGAUCCUUACAUCCAGAAGGAAGCGCUGUACAGAGAAAAGAAGAAAUUACGUAGCUUGUAAUUAUAUACAUAUUUUUUUUUUUUAAUUUCUAUCACUGGUGACAUGCAA